AUGAACGUAACACAUUACUUUCGAAGAAUAUUCCAACAAUCCUGCGCGAUAGGCUAUCAACACAUCAACCAACAAUUUAAAAUUUUCGGAGUUUCUCGCAGAACUAUGUCGAAAAAAUCGGUCUACAUCACCAGAACCAUCAACAAAGAAGCCCUGGAUAUUCUCACCGAAAGAUUUGACGUCGCUUCGUGGACAGGACCGGGCCCGGUUCCGCGCGACGAGCUUUUAAAGAACAUAAAAAACAAAUCGGGAUUGUUUUGCAUGCUGACCGACAAAAUAGACGCGGAAGUAUUAGACACCGCCGGCAAAAACCUCAAAAUUAUCGCCACCAUGUCCGUGGGUUACGACCAUUUCGACGUGAACGAAAUAAAAAAACGGGACAUCAAAAUGGCGUACACACCGGACAUUUUGACGGACGCCACUGCCGAAUUGGCGGUCGCUCUACUUUUGGCAACGAGUCGGCGACUUUUGGAAGCGAACCAAGAAGCGAAGACCGGCGGAUGGAAGGCGUGGUCCCCUUUUUGGAUGUGUGGUCCGGGACUUAAAGAUUCUACCGUCGGAAUAGUAGGCUUCGGCAGGAUUGGCCAAGAGAUUGCGAAGCGAUUAAAACCGUUUGGCACCAAACGGAUCCUCUACUUUAACCGAUCCGAGAAGAACGUGGAAGCCACGAAAAUCGGGGCCGAGAGGGUGACUUUUGACGAGUUGCUCACGCACAGCGAUUUCGUGAGCGUCAGCUGCGCUUUGACCCCGGAAACUAAGAACCUUUUCGACGAGAAAGCCUUCGGUAAAAUGAAAAAGACGGCCGUUUUCGUAAACACGAGCAGGGGAGGAGUCGUCGACCAGGACGCUCUGGUCGAGGCGUUACGGAACGGGACGAUAUGGGGCGCCGGCCUUGACGUGACAACACCGGAACCUCUACCUCUCGAACACCCUCUGUUCGGACUAAAAAAUUGCGUGAUUCUUCCUCACAUCGGCAGCGCGUGCGUGCAAACCAGGAACGACAUGGCCGUGCUUACCGCCAAAAAUAUCGCGGCUGCCUUAAACGGCGAACCGCUUUUGACCGAAUUAAUCGUUUAAUGUCUAUAAUCGGUACGUUAAAUAAAACUUUUGGGGG
Messenger RNA from Cylas formicarius (sweet potato weevil), 1114 nucleotides. Its product is annotated as glyoxylate reductase/hydroxypyruvate reductase. Gene Ontology annotation, cellular component: cytosol. The coding region runs from base 1 to 1077 and encodes 358 amino acids. Lineage: Eukaryota; Metazoa; Arthropoda; Insecta; Coleoptera; Brentidae. Gene Ontology annotation, molecular function: NAD binding; glyoxylate reductase (NADPH) activity; hydroxypyruvate reductase (NADH) activity. The record is from RefSeq and is a predicted model, not a curated record. The transcript has 2 exons.